AUACUUUCUUUACAUCACUCUCUAUAACAUCCCUGAAAUCCAAGAAUUUUUUUAGGUUCACAAAGCCAAUAUGGCGGACCUAUUUACCAAAUAUAAUUGCACAAAUUGUCAAGAUGAUAUUACGGGUAUAUGGGUGCAUUGUGCCGAAUGUCCAGCUUUCGACCUUUGUCUGCAGUGUUUUGCAACUGGUGCAGAAAUUGGUAAUCAUAAAAAAAAUCAUGCCUACCAAUUCAUGGACACUGGCACAGCAAUCUUGUCGAUAUUCCGCGGCAAAGGUUCGUGGUCAGCUCGAGAAGAGCUGCGCCUCCUCGAUGCCAUUGAAAAAUAUGGCUUUGGCAAUUGGGAGGGCAUCAGCAAACACAUUGAAACAAAGAGUGCUGAAGAUUCCAAAGAGGAAUAUGUAAAUAAGUAUAUAAAUGGCACAAUUGGUCGCCACACAUGGAUUCCCGCCCAAUCGCAACGUCCUCAGUUGGUCGAUCACACGACCGAGGAUACUGGGCCGUUGGGUAGUAGCGCGAUGCAAAAAUUACCCGCACUCGAUAUAACACCCGAAGAAUCGGCACAACUCGGUUAUAUGGUUAAUCGAGAUGGAUUUGAGCGGGAAUACGAUCCAACUGCCGAACAGUUGAUAUCGUCGUUGGCUUUGAACAUCGACGAUACGGAGCCAGAUUAUUUGCUGAAAUUGGCUCAUGUUGAUAUGUAUACGAGACGAUUGCGUGAGAGGGUGAGAAGAAAACGAAUCGUGCGGGACUAUCAAUUGGUAGCGAAUUAUUUUCGGCAUAAAAAUGAAAAGGUUCCGAGAGUUAGUAAAGACCAAAGAGAGUUUCGUGAUCGAUUUAGGGUGUUUGCUCAGUUUUAUUCAUCGAAUGAGUAUGAGCGAUUGCUGGCUGCAAUGGAGAGAGAGAAGGAGUUGAGAAUUCGAUUGUCGGAAUUGAGUCGAUAUCGAUGGAAUGGGUUGACAAAAAUUGACGAAUGUCGACAUUUUGAGCAACAUGCUGCUAUUGCUCAGAAUCGUAAUUUUGGUCCUUAUGGACAUGGGAAGACUGACAAUCACAACACUGGAAAUCGGCACGGAUCGUCCUUGCACUCUCCACACAACAAAAAAAUAACAGAACACACAAGCGCAGGCGAAAUAAACUCAAGUUCCACAGGAAAAAACACCACGCACCACACCGCAGACCCGACUUACUCCGACGCAUUAUCGCACAACAAAAGCUACUUGGAUAGCUGUCGGGGAUCGUCGGGUCAUACGAUGAGCAAUCAGUCGAAUAUGACGCCGACCAACAACAACAACAGCAGCAACAAUCAAAGUGCGAACCACAGCAGUCAGACUUACAAUCAAACAGGACGAAGCGCACACGAAAAGCAGCAGCAAGUGGCAACUGCCGAACACACAACAACAAAAAGUCAGCAGCCCUCGCAACAGCAACAACAUCAGCCAAUGAGCAAUAUUCUCAAAAGCCAACUGGACGAACUGAAACAGUUACCUCAUCCACUGGGCCAGAACAUGCUCUCCUCGAAUGAGAUACAAUUGUGUAAUAUCUUAAACCUCCCUCCAACACAUUAUUUAUCAUUGAAAACGAUCCUCUUGAGUGGUGCACCGGUAUCCUCGAAUCUCUCGCCCAUUGAAAAUUCGAUAAGAAGGUAUCUUAUCAAAGCUGGGUGGUUGAGUCAUUAAAACGAUAGAUUUCCGUAUUUUUUCUUUCAUUCUUUGAACUGAUUUAUUCAUUUAAUGCGGAUUACUUUUAUUUUUAAUUAGAAUGUAAAUUAUUUUAUUGUUAAUCGGCGAGCUGAGAUACCUAACGUUCUUUUUUUUAGAUUUUUUUAAAUUGUUUUCUUUUAAAUUAGAUAUUUUUUUAUCAAGUGACUUUUUGUAAUUUCUUAUUCCUCAUCUUAAAUUCAGAUACACAUUAUAUUCAAUUUUUAAAUUCACUUACCCGUUUAACGUUAAAUAUCUUAAAGCAUUUUUCUUUCAUUCAUUACACUUGUAUCAAGUUAAGAUUAUUAAAAAAAAAACUCGCCGAUCUCUUAUCACUUAUUUAAACUUUAUUAAAUAAACAGUAUAAUAUUAGGCUAGUAGUAAAAUUUAAUAUUUAAAAAUUUAUCAAUAUACAAACAUACAUGAAAAUUCUAUUUAAAUAAAAAAAAAAGAAACAAAGCAAACAUACGAAACA
Molecule: messenger RNA, 2174 nt
Organism: Episyrphus balteatus (marmalade hoverfly)
Lineage: Eukaryota; Metazoa; Arthropoda; Insecta; Diptera; Syrphidae
Gene: Ada2b
Product: transcriptional adapter 2B
Exons: 5
Coding region: 71-1678 (535 amino acids)
Biological process (GO): regulation of transcription by RNA polymerase II; chromatin remodeling
Cellular component (GO): SAGA-type complex; nucleus
Molecular function (GO): chromatin binding; transcription coactivator activity; zinc ion binding
Source: RefSeq, a predicted model, not a curated record